AUGCAAGACAACCACCCCACGAGUGCCUCACCUCGCGCCUUCCCCUUUCCACGGUCCACCCCCUCUCAGGUGGUCCAUGCCACGUGGCGGAAGCACAGGCCUCCACGUGGCAGCAAGACAGACCCUUUCCUGUACACGGGCCUGAUGGGAACCGCCUUCGUGUGCCUGCGUGCCUUCCACGUCACUCGCAGCAGUGCUGACCUGGACCUCGCUGCUGACAUCACUCGAGCUGCUGCUGAGCUGGCAGAGCGUCAGCACCGCGUCUACUAUUCUUUCUUUUGCGGGCAGCCCGGAAUAUUUGCCCUGGGGGCGGUCGUGGCCCACCUGCAGCGCCGGCAGCACGACCGCGAGAAGUUUCUGCGAAGGUUCCUCGACCUCGUCACUGACGCACUUCCUGCGCUCUCCCAGCGCCCCUCCUCGACCAAUGACAUCGCGCCAGCUGGCAUUUCCUACGAGCUGCUGUACGGGCGGGCGGGCGUGCUGUGGGCGGCACUGUUCAUUCGGCAGCAUCUGGGGCGGGCUGCUGUUCCUGAUUCUGUUUGCCGCCCAAUCAUGGAAUCAAUCAUUGCUGGAGGCCAGUUCUUUGCACACGCAUGGGCGGCAGCAGGUGGGGCGGACAGGUUGGUGCAGUGGUGCCACGGCGCUCCUGGUGUGGCCAUGGCGCUUGCCCACGCUGCUACGUCACACCCGAGCAAGCAUCACCUGCUGCCAGCAGCGGUGGCAGCGGGCGAGGUGGUAUGGCAGCGCGGGCUGCUGCGCAAGAUGGGGCUGUGCCACGGCAUUGCUGGUAACGCCUAUGCGUUCCUCUCCCUCCACCGUGCCGCCUCCGCUGUCAGGGCCACCAGCAACAGGGAAACUGACAGCCUGCAGGAAAGCACCACUCCCGCCCCGCCUCCUCCCUCCACCCACCUGCACAGAGCGCGUGCGUUUGCUGCCUUCCUCCUGGCCCACCGCCAGCGCCUCGCAGAUGCCGCCCUGCUGCACUGCGGUGACCGCCCCUUCUCCCUCAUGGAGGGCCUGGGCGGCGUCGCUUGGGCCUUGGCAGGGGCAUUGGCAGGGGCAUUGGCAGGGGCAUUGGCAGGGGCAUUGGCAGGGGCAUUGGCAGGGGCAUUGGCAGGGGCAUAG
Messenger RNA from Closterium sp. Yama58-4, 1125 nucleotides. The record is from the annotation of a GenBank genome assembly. Lineage: Eukaryota; Viridiplantae; Streptophyta; Zygnematophyceae; Desmidiales; Closteriaceae.